Daktulosphaira vitifoliae (grape phylloxera) is the source of this 4193-nucleotide messenger RNA. It is a transcript of the gene Gcn2, whose product is annotated as eIF-2-alpha kinase GCN2. Lineage: Eukaryota; Metazoa; Arthropoda; Insecta; Hemiptera; Phylloxeridae. Gene Ontology annotation, cellular component: cytosol. The record is from RefSeq and is a predicted model, not a curated record. Gene Ontology annotation, biological process: protein phosphorylation. The transcript has 23 exons. Bases 186 to 3902 code for a protein of 1238 amino acids. Gene Ontology annotation, molecular function: protein binding; eukaryotic translation initiation factor 2alpha kinase activity; ATP binding.
AAAUCAGUUACGAUUCCUCAAAAUUAUAUGUAUUGAUACAUACUAUGUUAUUAUUAUAGUAUUUUUUGAACUACUAAAUUCUUAACUAAAUUAUGAUAUCAGAAUUAAAGUUAAAAAUUUUUUUUUUAAUGUCAGUUAAGUUAACUAAAUGAUUUUUGUGAAUAAAUAUUUUUUAAAUCGUCUCGAUGGCAGAAACUCUACAAGAACGUCAAAUAAAUGAAUUGGAAGCAUUACAGUCCAUUUUCAAUGAUCAACUUAGGAAUAACAAUGAACAAAUGAAUGGAAAUGAAUGGAAACCUCUAAAUAUUACUAUUACUGUUUUACCUGAGAGUGCAAUUUAUAUGCAACAGAAUAAUACACAGGUUGACCUGCAUAUUAUGGCAUCAAAAAACUAUCCUAAUGAAAUUCCUUUAAUUAAUCUUGAAAAUGCUAAAGGAUUACCUAGAAAUUAUCUAUUACGUUUGGAAAAAAAAUUAAUCGACUUAGCCUUUAAAAAUGUUGGAGAAGUAAUGGUAUUUGAACUUGUUCAGUAUAUACAGAGUUUUUUGUCUUUAAAUAAUAAACCUCACUAUGAAUCUUUUUACGAUGAAAUGAUGUCUAGAAAACAUCGUAAGGAGCUAGAAGAAAUACAUACUAAAAAGCAAAAAGAAGAACUCACAAGACAACUUAUUUUUAAUGAAAUAUCUAAGAAACGAGAAGCAUUAAAAGAAGAACAUAGAAUGCAUAAAAAUCAAUCAUUAAAAAUUUCAUGUGAUCUUUUUUGGGAAGAUGAUGAAGAUAAUUAUUGUGAAAAAGAUACUGAAAUUAAUGAGGAUCCAUUAAAAAAAAACAAAAAACAGUUAAAAGAUCAAAGUAUGUGGUCUGAUGAUAGCCAUGAUUUUUUGUAUUCCAAUUUUGUAUCCACUGGAUCUAGACUUGACAAAGAAUUCAUUAUACUUGAUUGGCUUGGUAAAGGAGCUUUUGGAGAUGUUCUUAGAGUUAAAAAUAAAUUAGAUGAUUGUUUAUACGCUAUAAAAAGAAUUGAAUUAAAUAGGAAAAAUAAAAACUUAAAUAAAAAAAUUACUAGAGAAGUAAAAUUACUAUCUCGACUUAACCAUGAAAAUGUAGUGAGAUAUUUUAAUUCUUGGAUUGAAGUAGCUAAUAAAAGUCAAAAAGAAACACCAACAAAAAAUAAAAUAGUAAAAACAUCUGACCUCAAUCCCUUAAAAGAUAUUAGCUGUAGUUGGAGACUUUCUAAUUUAGUUGAAGAAAUAAAUAGUAGUAGUUCUGAUGAUGAUAGUGAUUGGAUAACAUUUAAACAUUCUUCAUGCUCAGCACAGAAUUCUGAAUUUUCUACAACAAAGUUUAAUGAAAAUAGUUGUAAUCAAAAAGAAAACAAUAAUUCAUUUGAUUCAAUUGAUCAAUUUAUGUAUAUACAAAUGGAAUUUUGUGAAAAAAGUACUCUACGAAAUGCUGUAGAUAAUGGAUUAUUUAAAAAUCCAAAAAGAGUAUGGAGAUUAUUAAGAGAAAUUGUUGAAGGUUUAUCUUAUAUUCAUCAACAAGGUAUAAUACAUCGUGAUCUUAAACCUGUUAAUAUAUUUAUUGAUUCAGAAGAUCAUGUGAAAAUUGGAGAUUUUGGUCUGGCCACAACAAUUAUUCAAAGGCAUAUAGCAGAUAUAGACCCAGCAAAUGUUGCUGAAAUUUUAGAUGUUGACACAUCUCAAACAGGAAAUAUUGGUACUGCUUUAUAUGUUGCUCCUGAACUAAAUAUUUUGGGCCCAAAAGCAGUGUAUAAUGAAAAAGUAGAUAUUUACAGUUUGGGCAUAAUAUUUUUUGAAAUGUGUCAUAAACCUUUUGAAACGGAUAUGGAACGAAUAAAAGUACUAACUGAUUUAAGGUUAUAUGAUUGUAUACUACCAGAAGAAUUUCUAAAAACAGGGGAACCUACUCAAAAACAUAUUAUUAAGUGGUUAUUAAACCAUGACCCAUGUAAACGGCCAAAUUCAAUAGAGAUUCUACAGAGUCAGUACAUCCCCCCUCCACAGCUAAAAGAUACUGAACUUCACGAAAUGGUGAGAAACACGCUAUCAAACUCAAAAAGUAAAAACUACAAACAUCUUAUUGAAGCUUGUUUCAAUCAGGAAGUUUCUCCUGUUGAAGAUAUAAUUUUUACAAUGUCAACUGGUAGAAAUGUGCUUCAUUACGUCCAUAUUGAUAAAAUAAUAGAUUUAGUAAAAGAAGUCUUUCAACUUCAUGGAGGAAUUAUGUUGUACACUCCAUUAUUAAUGCCUGCUCUAAAUGGUAUGGUCAAUGACAAUACAGUAACUAUGAUGGCACGUUGGGGUGGAAUGACUUGUAUACCACACAAUCUUAGAGUACCAUUUGCUAGAUUUUUGGCUCAUAAUCCAAGUAUAACUAACUUGAAACGAUAUUUUAUUGAUCGAGUAUACAGGCAAAGAAGAGUUUAUGGAGUUCAUCCAAGAGAACUUUAUGAAGCUGCCUUUGAUAUAAUCAGCUCAUCACAAGGUGAUUUAUUUGCUGAAGCUGAAUUACUAUCAAUUGCAUCAGAAAUUUUAAAUAAACUUAAAGAUUUUAAUCAAAGUAGUUGUGUAAUAAAUUUAAAUCAUACAUCUUUAAUUCAAGGAAUUUUAAUGUAUUCUGGUAUAGAAAGAGCUCGCCAUUUAGAAUUAUGUAGCCAUUUUACUAAACUAAAGAAUAAAAACAGUCUGAAAUCAGAACAAAUUGAAGAAUUAGAAGAAUUAGGAUUUGCUAACCAUCAAAUAAACACUGCAAUCAAUUUUUUUUCUAUGGAGCUCCCUUUUAAUGAUAUGAUCGAAGUUUGUAAAAAAAUUACUAUUCGUAAAUCUAAAUGUGGAGUAUUCUGCAGAGAAGGUUUGCGGCAACUUGAAACUGUUAUAAAGCACAUUCAAAAACUCAAUAUACAAUUUUCUAUUGUUAUAAAGCCUGGAUUGCUUAAUAAUAUGCAAUUCUACUCUGGUUUAUUCUUUGAGGUAAUUUACGCAAACAAACAUAAAAAAAAAGUCACAGAAUAUGAUAUUUUAGCUGCUGGAGGAAGAUAUGACAAACUCAUAUCUGCGCUCAGAAAAAAUGUAGAUUUAUCUAGUGAUAUAAAACAAACAGCUACAGGAAUUAGCUUUUCAUUAGAUAAACUUGCUGCUUUGUUUCAAACGGAAUCUUCAGGUAUUGAUGUAAUACUUUGUUCAUCAUACAGCAACAGUAAUAUGACUGAAGAAAAAUUAAAUGUUGCUAAUGAAUUAUGGAAAAUGGGAAUUAAAAGUUUAGUUUUAGAUGAUGAACAGACCAUGGAACAAAUUCAAGAUUAUUGUAAUGAAUUAUGUGUAUCAAAUAUUGCCAUGCUUAAAGAAACAAAAUCUAUACUAUUUAGACAUCUCUUGGAAGAAAAGUUUCAAGAUAAAUUGAUGAGCAUCUCAGAAUUUUUAGAAUCCAUGAGACGUAAGAACCGUCAGAAUAGUGUUACUAACACUAAUACUCAAGUAAAUAUUUCAAUUAAAAAUGAAAAUAGACUAAUAUCCCAGCAAGACAAUCACCAUGUCAAUAUCAUAUUUUUUACUGAAGAAAAAUUAUCAACCAAUAUAAAAAGACGUUAUGAAAAUCAAAUAUCCAAUGCUGUAUCUAAGACAUUAAUGAAAUUGUCAUCAAAAGUCCGUGUAGAAAUAUUAGCAUUGAAUGUUGAUGCAGAGUUAAUAAAAUGCCUAGGUUCGCUGACUGAUUUGUCUAAUAUUGAAUCAGAUAUGUCCAUUUUUUCAAAAAAGUUUUCACAUCACAAAAAAGACUUAAACAAAAUUUGCGAUUACCUCAUAAACUCUAAGCAGAAAUAUACUGAUACUGUUUUUGUAUUUUUUACUCUCAGAGGAAAUAUUUUUAAACUACUAAUUUGUUAAAAUUAUAUAUGUUAAUUUAUUUAUUAAAAUUUUCAUUUUGUCAAUUUUUAACUUCAUUACUUCAACAUUUUCUUCACUUUAUGUAUUUACAAUCUAAGAUAUUUCAUACCGAUAUUUUUAAAAGAAAAUUAUUAAAUUUUUGAGUUAAUGUUUAUUUUUUUAUCAUAAAAACUAAAAUGAAUGAAUAAUGUACCUCCUUGUAGAGAGGGAUCAAAAAAGGUAACUUUUGAAAAUAUUGUGAAAAUCCUGACAUCUUUAUUUAUAAAAUAAACUUAAAAGUAAUGUACUUUA